AUGACGGAGGAGAACAGCAUCUACAUCUUUAAGGGGGAUGAGAUGAUUGAGUACGAUGGCGAGCUGUCAGCCGACACGCUGGUGGAGUUCCUGCUGGAUGUGCUGGAGGACCCGGUGGAGUUCAUUGAGGGCGACCACGAGCUGCGCGCAUUCGAGAACAUUGAGGAGGACCCCAAAGUCAUUGGAUACUUCGCGGGGGGGGAAUCGGAGCAUUUCAAAGCCUUCUCUGCGGCGGCGGCAGAGUUCCACCCAUACAUCCCCUUCUUCGCCACCUUUGACCCCAAGGUGGCCAGGAAACUGACCUUAAAGCUCAACGAGAUCGACUUCUAUGAACCCUUCAUGGAGGAACCACUCACACUCCCCGCUCCGCCCCACGGCAAAGAGGAGAUCGCCGCCUUCGUGGGGGAGCACAAGCGGGCAACGCUGCGGAAGCUCAAACCUGAGAGUAUGUAUGAGACAUGGGAGGACGACAUUGAUGGGAUUCACAUCGUGGCCUUUGCAGAGGAGGACGAUCCUGACGGCUUUGAGUUCCUGGAGACCCUCAAGGAGGUGGCGCGGGACAACACGGAUAACCCCGAACUCAGCAUCAUCUGGAUUGACCCCGAGGACUUCCCGCUGCUCAUCCCCUUUUGGGAGAAAACCUUCGGCAUCGAUCUCUCCCGGCCCCAAAUCGGGGUGGUCAAUGUCACCGAUGCUGACAGCGUGUGGCUGCGGAUGGCGGAUGAGGACGACCUCCCGGACGUGGCGGAGUUGGAGGAGUGGAUCGAAGAUGUUCUGGAGGAAAUCAACACUGAGGACGACGACGAUGACGACGAUGACGACGCUGAUGACGAUGACGGCGCUGAUGACGACGAUUAGGGCCACCCCGUCCCCAUCCCUGCGUGUGGCCAUUAAAGUCCCCAUAGGGCAGCA
Molecule: messenger RNA, 912 nt
Organism: Gallus gallus (chicken)
Lineage: Eukaryota; Metazoa; Chordata; Aves; Galliformes; Phasianidae
Biological process (GO): regulation of skeletal muscle contraction by regulation of release of sequestered calcium ion
Cellular component (GO): sarcoplasmic reticulum lumen
Molecular function (GO): calcium ion binding
Source: RefSeq, a predicted model, not a curated record